AUGACAUCAACACAAUCGAUCAAGGCUGUACGCUAUCACGGACAACAAGACAUCCGUCUUGAAUCAGUCCCCGUCAAACCUCUGGACCCCACUACCGUUCGUGUUGCACCCAAGUUUUGCGGAAUCUGCGGCACAGAUGUACACGAGUAUCUCGGCGGUAAUAACCUUAUCCCCAAACCUGGCACCCCGCACGGCAUCACAGGCGAGACAUCACCACUUACUCUGGGCCACGAAUUCAGCGGCAUUGUUGAAGAGGUUGGCAGUGAAGUCACGCGUCUUCAAAAAGGUGAUCGCGUCUGCGUGCAACCUAUCAUCUACGACAAUGAGUGCCGCUCGUGCAAGCGCGGCCUUCAGAACUGCUGUGAUAAAAACGGUUUCAUCGGGUUGAGUGGCUGGGGAGGUGGGUUGGCCGAAUCAACUGUUGUGCCGCAGGAUGCUGUCAAGAAGCUGCCCGACAAUGUGUCCCUAGAAGUCGGCGCUUUAGUCGAACCGCUUGCUGUUGGAUGGCACGCAAUCAAGAUCUCACCCUACGAGGAAGGCAACUCGGCUUUUGUUGUUGGUGGCGGACCAAUUGGACUGGCUGUUGUGCAGGCUCUCAUAGGACGUGGAUGCAAGAACAUCAUGCUGAGCGAGGUCAGCUCCAAGAGACGCGAGUUUGCCAAGAAGUUUGGUGCGCAUCACGUGUUCGAUCCUACAAAGGACGAUGUCGUGGCGAAUGUGAAAAAGUUGACAGGAGGGCUGGGAGCAGAUGUUGGUUUUGACGCUGCAGGCUCGCAACAAGCUAUUGAUGUAGCGUUCGACUGCUUGAAGGCCAGGGCAGUGUUGGUGAACAUUGCUGUAUGGGAGAAGAGGGCACAGUUGAACAUGAAUCAGAUUGUGUUCCGAGAGAGAUCUUAUGUUGGAUGUGCAACAUACGCUCUCGGAGAUUUUGAAGAAGUUAUUGAUGCACUGUCAAAUGGCAAGAUUACACCCGAGGGAAUGAUUACCAAGGUCAUUAAGAUGGACAAGGUUGUUGAGGAUGGUUUCCAAACGCUUAUCAAUGACAAAGACAACCACGUCAAAAUCUUGGUUGAUGUUAGCGCUGGAGUGUAG
This is a messenger RNA of Fusarium venenatum, 1092 nucleotides long. Its product is annotated as chaperonin 10-like protein. The record is from RefSeq and is a predicted model, not a curated record. Lineage: Eukaryota; Fungi; Ascomycota; Sordariomycetes; Hypocreales; Nectriaceae. Gene Ontology annotation, biological process: butanediol biosynthetic process. Gene Ontology annotation, cellular component: cytoplasm. Gene Ontology annotation, molecular function: zinc ion binding; (R,R)-butanediol dehydrogenase activity.